Patiria miniata (bat star) is the source of this 3166-nucleotide messenger RNA. Its product is annotated as F-box/WD repeat-containing protein 7-like. The record is from RefSeq and is a predicted model, not a curated record. Gene Ontology annotation, molecular function: protein binding. The transcript is spliced from 2 exons. NCBI's taxonomy places the organism in Eukaryota, Metazoa, Echinodermata, Asteroidea, Valvatida, Asterinidae. The coding region runs from base 486 to 1952 and encodes 488 amino acids.
GCAUAAUGUUUUGCAUAAUAAUCGUUGGGCCGUGAAGAACAAACAAGCCCUAUAACUGCCAGGAAGUAUCUCAUUAUGCAUUGAAUAUUAUGUAUGCCUCUUCUGGACUGGAAUGCUCACGCACUUAACCAUAGCUCCUUGAUCAUGGAGGAAUAGGAACAGCCUCCAUGCUAUGACGUAGGGCAUAUUCAUCACGUUGAGCAUGUAGCUAGACCAUUUCUUCAUGCUUAUACAUGUGUAAAUGUACUUUAGUACCAUGUUCUUAUAGCUCCAUGAGCAAGCAUACAAACGAUGCGGGGUAGUGCAUUAGCAUAAUGUUACUCGCUCUUCGACUCAAUCGAUGUGCCAUAAGCCGGUCUUGUCUUUGCAAGUCUCGUUAACUCUCCAGCAUGCAACGCAGAUUAGUACAUGGAGGAAGUUUGUGUUCCUUCCUCCAUUACCGAAUCUCAAUCUAUUAACAUAAGGGAACGGUUGGUAGAGUCACCAUGACCGUGAUUGACGCCCCCAACGGUGACCUGAUGAUGUGUCUACCGUACGAGUUACUCGAGGCGAUAUUCCAGUACCUCAGCCCAGCAGACCUAUGCAAGCUGGCAGUCUGCUGCCGUAGUUGGCGCUGUGCGCUCAACCAGGACUUUUGGUGGCGCCCUCUCUGUCGACGAAACGGUUGGGAGUACUACUACAGCACGCUGACAGACAUCAGCAAGGAAAUCCCGUACGAGCCGCAGCAAACAUGCGAUGGAAGCGAAGUCAACGGAAAGACGACCUUCCCGAUGGAUGCCAUCGUAAGAGAAGGGAAUCCAACGGGACUGCCCAGCACUUGCAAAUGGAAGGAGAUUUACCUGAAAGCGCGCCACCUAGAGGGCAACUUGGAGCACAAUCGCUGUCACGUGACCACUUUGAAGGUGUUUGGUGAUGAAGACCUGCUGGUUCAUCACGCCAGACAGAGCGGACGUCCGCACGUUCGAUGCUCAGACGGUGACGGCGAUUUGUUCACCAUGAGUUUCUCAGACGGUACCAUCAAAGUUUGGGACGUUAGAAAAGGGAUUUGCGAGCGCGUCUUUCGGGCAGUUUUGAGUGGACGCGAAAACACCGUCAAGGUUCAAAAGGGCAUAGUGGUUGCUGGGUGCACUGAAGGGAUGCUCCGGGCAUUCAGUGUAAGCAGCGGCCAAGAACUGCCUCCGAUGAAGGGACAUAAGAAGAUGGACAUUCAGUGCAUCUUCUUUGACGGUGACAUGGUUGUCAGUCAAGCUGUUUCCGAUGAUGACAUUCGUGUCUGGACCGUCAGUGACGGUAUUUGCCGGCACGUCUUAGCCAGUCCCGACUCGGAGUCCAAACUUAAAGAUGUUGAUUAUCGGGGUAAGAUCGUGGCCGCUAUUUACUGUGAUAAGCAACUCCGCGUCUGGCACGCGCGCAGUGGCAGAUGCGUGCACGCGUCGAAACAAACGGACCAUCUACAGUCUUUGAAACUCGGCUACGGCACUGUGGCAAGCCUGCACCAAGAACCGGGUCCCACUGGGGUAGUUGUCCGAAGUGUCGAGACGGGGGAAUGUACGUCCAUCCCCAUCGAUGACUUCGAAAUGUCCGUAAGUCAUGUGUGGAUCCAAAACUACUUCGUGAAUGGCGGGUUAUUCCUGCGCGCGCUGCCCCAUCGCAAUUACGAAGGGGCAUACCUGACGCGCAAUCGCGACGUGCAUUUUCUAGCCAAGUUUGGUCACUUGAAGACCGUCUUUUGCUUCCAUGGAAACAGAUGUGUUCUGGAGGACAGAUACGACUACAAGAGAAAUGUCUAUCACAUAUACAAGGCCUCUGUGGAUGGGUUUAAGCUCCUUAGAACCUCGAUUCACGAAGAGGAUCAGAGUGGCAAACGCUUGACCCUCUGGAUGGAUGAUACAAAAAUCAUAUUCCAGAAUCUAGUCAAAGACAUGAACUUGUACGUCCAUCAUUACUGGUAAUCAAGCAAUUAUUGCAUUGAGCUCGUGCCCGGUGGGUACGAUCUUGCUGCGCCAUGUUGUUUCCCACCAUGCCUUGCGCGAUCUAAAGUCCAGAAGUGCGCAUGCUUAGUUGGCAAAGACAAGGCCAGGGUGUACAUGCAGUGUGUGUAUGCGUGUAAUCUGAUCAAAGUGUUGAUGCAGGUGGGAAAUGGAAUGUCGAUAACAAUUUUAAGGUAAUAAUUAUUCAUAGCCACAGAAUUACGCAGAUUUCUGACGAUAUCAAGGAAAAGACAAAAUUUUGAUUUCAAAUUGUCUUUGAAAUGUAACUUGAAUUUUUUUAACAGUGUACAAUGUAUAGCAUUUUUAAUUACCAUUACCAGUAAAUUAUUUUGUACAGUUGUUUGGUAAUGCCCUUAAUUGGUUUUUAUACUUUUUAAUGCUUACUCAGCAGUCGAACACUUAUAAGCCUGUUAUGCGCAUAGUUUCAAUAAUGGUAAAGCUUAAGUUAAAAAAAAAAAAAAAACAAGUGCGAGUGCACAAUAAUAAGCUCAAGUGAAAAAUGCGACGCCGAUGUCCCAUAUGGAACGCCACACUUAUGGUCAAUUUUCGGGACAGACAGACAGACCAUCCGACGGACCGACCGACCACCAAGUGACAUGUAAAAGCUCCUGCCAGAGCUAAUAUUUCUGAUUGAUAGCUUUUAAUGAUGUUAUAAACGCAAAAGAAGAAAUGUUGGUACUAAAAGAUUUAUUUCAUGAUACUUACAAAGUUUCCCCUGGCUAUGUUUAACAAUACCAUAUCUCAGUAAAAAGGGAAUCUUUGCAAUUCUUUUAAAAACUGUGCUGUUACUAAUUUGAGAUACGUAAAGUAGAGAUACCUUGUUUUACAUUAUACAUGUAGGCCUGAUGCUAUCUUUAUGGACCACUUGUCCAGUUUACUGCAUCAUUUGUGAAAUGUAUUUAACGCCGCAGUUUGCCCUGUUCAAACAUGUUUUCAAGAGAACAUAUAAAUAUUCCACUCCAGAAACAUGAUUAUUCGGGACAAAAUUUACAAACCUUUACAGAUUUCUGGUGGUUUUUUUUAAUUUAAGUUAAUUAUUUAGUUGGUGAAAUCGGCCUAGUAUUUAUGAAUUCAUUCAAUUUCAGAAUGAGGUAGUUGCUGUGUAUUAUUUGUUUUUAUUUUAGGACUGAUCCUUACGUAGAGCUCUACUAUUAAAUAGAUUAUUGCUAGCAGAA